Messenger RNA from Ostreobium quekettii, 3351 nucleotides. NCBI's taxonomy places the organism in Eukaryota, Viridiplantae, Chlorophyta, Ulvophyceae, Bryopsidales, Ostreobiaceae. The record is from the annotation of a GenBank genome assembly.
AUGGCGGGGCUGGCGCGCGGCAGCGUGGCGCGCGAGCUGCUGUCGAGCCUGGCGCCGCAGUCGACCCUACAGAUGGAUUACCAGUGGGCAAAGGAGGAGGGGAUCCUGGCCAUGGACAACGGCACGGGCGUCGAGAACUUCACCUGCGACCCGCACACCGAGAUGUUCUGCAUACAGAAUCGGAUAUCCGACGAUCAGAUUAUAAACUCGAUGCGACUCAACGCCAUUCUGGGGUUGCUCUGCCUGAUCUUAUUCGACGUUCUGUAUUCCAAGCUGAUCUUUUACAGAAUACGAACGAUCCUUCCAAGAGUCACAGUGAAGCCACCGCCACUUCCGAUUUCAGGCUGGUGGCAGUUCUGGCGUUGGCUGGGCCACUGCAUUAUGACUUCAGAUAGGGAUGUACUGGCCAGCUCAGGAAUGGACGCCCUGAUGCUGGUCAAGGCGAUGACUUUCGGCAUGCAGCUCUUUCUCCCAUUGUCAGUUGUUGCAGCCCUAAUAUUGAUUCCUAUCCACAAGGAGGGGAACAUGCUGCAAAGCAAUAUCCCGAAGGGGAAGCAGGGACUCUUUGGCCAUUUUGCCCAGCUCACAGCAAGCAACUUGGAGCAGGGCGCCAGAAUCUUCUGGGUGCACUUUGCCUGUGUCUAUCUCUUCAUUGGCUAUGCAAUGAUGCUGCUCUUCUACCACCACAAGAGAUAUGUCCAUCUCCGUCACCACUAUUUGACAGCUGGCGAUGACCUAAACCUCUGGCGCGACCAAUAUCAGUCUCAUACUGACAAUGAGAUCACCAUCAAGCCUUCAAAAAGCAAGUUUGUGAGGUUUCUGCAAAUGGCCAGCGGGAUCCGUGGGUCUGACCUCGACAGACGGCUGUCGACUGAGCCCAGAGGCAUACUCGCCACAGCGGCAUCGAUGAAAGUGAAAGAAACAGCAAACUUGAUGAAGCAGCAGAAACAGAGGAGGCGGAACCUGCAAUUGAAUGUGGGAACAAGCAGUGAUGGAGGCAGUUCGCCAGCAGCAAACAUUGACAGCGCUCACGAGGCUUCAGGAUGCCCUACACCCUGUCUGGAAUCCCAUGCCUUGAGCCUGGUCCAUGAGGAGGCAGAGAUCGGUGUUGCAGCUGAGACUGGCAGCACCAUGGUGAACAUGGAUAGAGGUCCUGAGGGAGGCGAUGCCUCCAAAGAAGACAAUACCAGAAGUCAUCUGAACAGCUGUGGAGUACCAAAGGUGUACAAAUGGUGGCAAGUCGGACGGCACGGAGGAAGGGCCCAAGAGGGCAGCUCUCGGGGCCUUUUGUCAUCGCAGCCAUCCAUUCGUUUCCUGAAGACAGUGAAUACCAACACAGAAGAUGGGCUUCCCAUUGCUGUCAAUGCUCAGCAGUACACUGUGCUGCUGACAGAUGUGCCAAACCUGUCGAAAGCUGCUAAGAGGAAGUUGCAACCUACCACACAGCUUGGCCGAGCGCUCCGCUGGGUCCAUGUUCACUUCUUUGGAGGGCUUUUGCACAACGAACUUUGUGAACCGGAUAUGGAGGGCUUGUUGAGCUCAGAGAAUGUGUCUGGCAAUGCAUCACUUGAUGAUGAGAACCUGCCUUUCGAGGAUGACAGUGCUGAAGUCACAGAGGGAAGAUCGACCCUGUUUUCAGCAAAUGGAUCCAAGAAACGAAAGUCUGGUCCACCAUCCCUGUCCAAGAACCUGCUGAAGAAGGGUUGGGCAAAAGUAGCCUCCAAGGUCAAGAAUCGGGAGAUAUUCCACCUUGAGAAGACAGUAAUCGCCAACAGCUUUCAGGAGCUGUUCCCUGAUGACUUUGUUGGGGUCCUCCCUGUGUUUGUGCACAAGCCCGUGGAUGACCUUUUGAUUCAGUGGGAUGAGCUCAGCAGGCAGCUGGAGAUCAUCCAGGGCCGAGCUGAAAGGAAAGGGAAAACAAUCUUGAUCAGAGAGAGGAAAUGGUGGAGCUGGCUGUGUCUUGGACUAUGUGGGGUCAGCAGGGCAGAAGAUGCAACAAAGUACUAUACCAGAAAGAUAGCAAUCAUGGAGGCAAAGAUAGACAGAGAGAGGAAGAAGGUGCUCAGAAGCAAGCCCUCCUCUUCCUGGCUUGUGUUCUUCAGGACGCAGCGUGCUGCCACAAUUGCCACGCAGACCCUCCUGCAUUCAGACACUGGGCAUAAGUUCCGUGCGCGCCCCGCACCUGGACCUGAUGAGAUGAACUGGCAGGGCCUUUGGAAAACAUGGGUGGAAAAGGACAUCCGCCGCGUGCUGGUGUUUCCAUUUGUCCUGGCUUUCAUCCUACUGCCCAUUGGUAUAUUUGCUGGCAGCUUGUCCAUGUUCAACUCCUAUCUGUGCCAAACAGGCAAAGACGGUUCACUCCCACAUGACCAGUGGUACUGUCGACAUGACACUGGGCUGGGAACAUAUCUGUCUGGAUGGCUGCCACCGGUGCUUGUGGCCUUUUGGCAGACGACUGUCCUUCCACUGGGUUUCUACUACCUCCUGCAGGUGCAAGGCUCAUGCAUCUCAUUGAGCGAGUUGGAUCGCAAGAUCGCUGGCCUGUUUUUUCACUGGGAUGUGUGGAACAUCUUCAUGGGUGGCAUGCUCGGAGGCACUGUCCUUCAGGAGCUGGGGAAAGCUGCCAAAAAUACAGGGGACAUUCCUAUUAUGAUCGGAACUGCGAUGCCUCUGUCAUCAAAUUUCUUCAUCAACUACAUUGUCAUGAGGGCAUUCUUUUUGAUGCCAUACCAGCUGCUCUUCCCGCAUCCCAACUGGUGGAAUUUCCUGAUGAAGCUUGGUGGCCACUGUGGAUGCGCCCCUACCGAACGAGAGCGCACUGAGCUACUUGAGCCCACGAGCAUUCGCUUUGGGCGUGAGUUUGGAGUAGUGAUGUUGACGUUCUUGAUCGCCUUGGCCUAUUCGGUGAUCGCCCCCAUCAUCCUGCCGUUCGCCCUUCUGUUCUUCAUGCUGGCUUGGCUGACAUGGCGGUACCAGGUCCUUUAUGUAUUCGUCAGGAAGUACGAGUCUGGAGGCAAGAUGUGGCCUUUCUUCUUCAACCGUAUGCUGUUUUGCCUGUGGCUUUUCCAGGUGUUUACAUCUUGUGCGCUCACUGCAAAGGCGGCAUACUAUCAGGCAUUUAUCCUGUGGGUGACAGUGCCCUACAUUCUGUUGAAGUUCCACAGCUAUUGUGAAAGGCGCUUCAGGGCAGGAAUGGAGCACAUCCCUCUGGAAAUGGCGAAUAUGGCCCCUCCGGCUAUCAUAGACCCGAAGGUGUACACCCCGCCAGCACUGAUCCCUGGCUGUGCUGGGUGGCAUCCGGAGUACAACAAAGCAUGGGAGGGGUGGGAUGCGCCCAGGUACACGAUUUGA